AUGUCGGACGGUAGCCCGCCGCCGCCGGCAGCGCUGCCCGCGCCGAACCCGGACCCUCACGACUGGCUGCAGAACCUGGGAAUCGCCAUUGAGGUCGUGUGUCCGGCGCUGGCUCUGAUUGUCACGAUCCUCCGCGUGUACACCCGCAUCAAGAUCAAGAAUUACGGCUGGGAUGAUACGUGCAUCGUGAUUUCGAUGGUCUUGUCCAUCGCCAUGUGCGUGGGCUCCAUCAUGUGCAUGAAGAAGCUGUAUAUCGGCAUCCAUUACUGGGAAACGCCCAAGUACGCCUCGCCGGCGGAGAUGCUCCGCGCGCUGGAGCCCGGCCUGAUCUGGACGUACGCCGUGGGCGCCAUCUACAACCCGAUUCUCGCCAUUGUCAAGCAGUCGAUUCUCAUCUUCCUGCUGCGCCUGGGAGGCACCAAGCCCGGCGUCCGCACCGUCGUCUGGAUCACGGCCGUCUUCAACGCCGCCCUCAUGGUCGCCGUCUUCCUCGUCGUCAUUUUCCAGUGCAACCCGAUCAACCACAACUGGAAGCUGUACGAGCCGGGUACCUGCAUCAAGCAGACCGAGUUUGGCGUCUCGACGGCCUGCCUCACGAUUUUGACCGACCUCAUCGCGCUGGCGCUGCCCUUUUAUAUUUUCCUGGACCUCAAGAUUGCAAAGAGGACCAAGAUUGCUCUCUUGUUUGUUUUCGCUCUGGGUCUUGUUGUCACGGCGAUCAGCGUCGUCCGCCUCUACUACCUGUGGCAGCAUCUCCAGCAGGCUGCCGACCCGAAAACGUAUCCGGACGCCAACUACUCGCUCGGCUUCUGCGUCUCGGCCAUCGAGGUCAACCUGGCCAUCAUCACGGCCUCCGGGCCGGCCCUGUGGCCGCUCGUGCGCGGCUGGACCCCGCGCAUCUUCAGCAAGCUGGGCAUCACCAACGGCUACCAGCAGAACAACUACGACGUCGAGUGGACGCCCAACGGCACGAACCGCCGGCGCACCAUGGGCGGGGCGCCCGGCGGCGGCACCAACGGCACCAGCGGCGGCGGCGCGGGCAUCAUCCUGAGCCACAGCUCCAAGCACGAGGGCAUCGGGCUCAAGGACAUCCGGGGCGACCGGGUCAAGGGCCGCGUCGAGAUCCGGUCCGAGCCGCACGACUCGGACGAGGAGGUCCUGACGGCGGGCGGCAUCAUGCGCAGCACCGAGUACACGGUGACGAGGGACGACGACUCGAGGCGCGACGCCCACGGGCGGAGGUUACCCGACAGCGCGUACGCCGACAGCGCGAAGCGGUCGAGCACGGGCGACUCGUACUAG
Thyridium curvatum is the source of this 1302-nucleotide messenger RNA. RefSeq lists its product as uncharacterized. The record is from RefSeq and is a predicted model, not a curated record. NCBI's taxonomy places the organism in Eukaryota, Fungi, Ascomycota, Sordariomycetes, Thyridiales, Thyridiaceae. The coding region runs from base 1 to 1302 and encodes 433 amino acids. The transcript has 3 exons.